Molecule: messenger RNA, 810 nt
Organism: Giardia duodenalis
Lineage: Eukaryota; Fornicata; Diplomonadida; Hexamitidae
Product: Molybdopterin biosynthesis MoeB protein
Exons: 1
Coding region: 1-810 (269 amino acids)
Cellular component (GO): cytoplasm
Molecular function (GO): nucleotidyltransferase activity; URM1 activating enzyme activity; thiosulfate-cyanide sulfurtransferase activity
Source: RefSeq, a predicted model, not a curated record
AUGACAGAGGGCCCUGACCCGAGGUAUGCUCGACACCGUGCACUUCACGAGAUAUCAUCAAAUGAUGCACGGAUACAUGCAAGCACGGUUUGCGUCGUGGGGGCGGGGGGCGUUGCUUCGAGCUGUCUGCUUUACCUUGCAGCGGCGGGAGUCCGGAAGCUCAUCAUUGUUGACAACGAUAAGGUAGACGUCACAAAUCUGCAGAGGCAGGUCAUCCAUAACGAAGAGCGCGUCGGAAUAAACAAGGCCGAGAGUGCAGAGACGGUCCUACGAGCGCUCAACAGCAACGUGAAGAUAGUUGUUCGCAAAGAGAAGUUCACGCGUGAGACGGCCCCCAAGAUCCUCGAAGGGCGUGUGGAUUGCAUUGUCGACACGACAGACACCCCCGAGGCGAGGUUCCUUGUUGCCGAGGUGGCCUACAGAAGGUCCAUUCCCUUGGUGCACGCAGCAGCAGUGCGGUUCACAGUGACUCUGACGACGGUGAUUCCAUGGUUGAAGAAGUAUCCGUGUCUCCGGUGUCUCUACAGAGCCAUUCCAAGUCGCGAAUUGCGACAGGUCUCUGACCGCGACGGGAUAUUUGGUCCUGCUGCAGGAACAGCCGGCACCCUUGCAGCAUCCGAGUGCCUCAAGGUCUGCCUCUAUCGAGAUGACAAGAAGCUCCCAGACCUUGCCUUAUGUGGUAGAUUGAUGAUCAUUCACUGUUUUGAGAUGGUGUCACGGACCAUCCCCUACACAAAGAAAGCAGACUGCGCUCUGUGCUGUGAGAUAUAUGACUCGCGAAACGACCAUAAGCUCCUCAAGAGCCUUUAG